Molecule: messenger RNA, 814 nt
Organism: Otolemur garnettii (small-eared galago)
Lineage: Eukaryota; Metazoa; Chordata; Mammalia; Primates; Galagidae
Gene: CLRN2
Product: clarin 2
Exons: 3
Coding region: 99-797 (232 amino acids)
Source: RefSeq, a predicted model, not a curated record
UGGAGGAGCUGACCUUGGAGCAGAGCACUGCCCAGUGGAAGAUGUCGAAAACCCCCGCUGUCGCCCAGAGACCUCGGGGAUGACCUGCACCCACUAGCAUGCCUGGAUGGUUCAAAAAGACAUGGUAUGGGCUGGCGUCUGUACUCAGCUUCUCCUCCUUCAUCCUCAUCAUCAUCGCCCUGGCAGUGCCCCACUGGCUGAGUGGGAAAAUCCUUUGUCAGACUGGAGUGGAUCUGGUCAAUGCCACGGACCUGGAGCUGGUCAAGUUCAUUGGCGACAUCUACUACGGGCUCUUCCGAGGGUGUAAGGUUCGGCAGUGCGGGCUCGGGGGCCGCCAGUCCCAGUUCACAAUCUUCCCACACCUGGUGAGGGAGCUCAACGCAGGCCUGCACGUGACCAUCCUGCUGCUCCUCUUCCUGGCCUUGGCCUUGGCUCUGGUCAGCAUGGGUUUUGCCAUUCUCAACAUGGUCCAGGUCCCAUACAGGGCAGUCAACGGCCCAGGGGGCAUCUGCCUGUGGAAUGUCCUAGCAGGUGGAGUCGUGGCGCUGGCCAUCGCCAGCUUCAUGGCCGCUGUGCGGUUUCACGACCUGACCGAACGCAUCGCCAACUUUCAGGAGAAGCUCUUUCAGUUCGUCGUGGUGGAAGAACAGUACGAAGAGUCGUUUUGGAUCUGCGUGGCCAGCGCUUCAGCCCACGCGGCAAACCUGGUUGUGGUGGCGAUCAGUCAAAUUCCCCUCCCUGAGAUCAAGACCAAGAUCGAAGAGGCCACGGUCACGGCUGAGGACAUCUUGUAUUAGGGGCCCUCUCCUUCACA